AUGCUUCAAGGUGUUUCAGAGGUAGCCGCGGUGUGUGUCGGCCUGGUCGGGCUGAUCGGGGCGGCGGCUGCUACAGGGAUGCCCAUGUGGAAGGUGACAGCUUUCAUUGGAGAGAACAUUAUUGUGAUGGAAACCCGCUGGGAGGGCUUGUGGAUGAACUGCUACCGACAGGCCAACAUUAGGAUGCAGUGUAAGGUGUAUGACUCACUGCUGUUCCUGCCCCCGGAGUUACAGGCAGCCAGGGGUCUGAUGUGCUGCUCUGUGGCCCUGUCGGGGCUGGGGCUCCUCGUGGCUCUGGCAGGGAUGAGGUGUACCUCCUGCGUUCAGGGUAAUGAUUGGGCCAAGACCAUUAUCCUGUUGGCUGCAGGUGUUAUGCAGCUCAUGGCAUGCAUCUGUGUCUUAAUCCCUGUGUCGUGGACAGGUCACGUCAUCAUUAGAGAUUUUUACAAUCCUCUGCUGAUUGAUGCCCAGAGAAGGGAGCUAGGAGAGGCUCUCUACAUCGGUUGGGUGACCGGCGCCUUCCUUUUCGCCUCAGCGAUGUUGUUUGUCUGCCGCCAUUUGCCCUCAGACAAAGGCUCGUUCGAAGUGUACCACCCGGCCAACUUGCCCGGUUACAGGCCAGCACCCAACAAGCCAACUCUGAUGAGGUAUAAUCCCAUCUCCAGUGUUUCAAGCCUCCGAUCCAUUGCAUACCCGCCUUCUCUGCCGAACGGUGGCUCCGUUGGACCACGACUUGCAAUGCCACUGGAAAAUAUCCCUCAAGUAAUGACAAAUGAUGGAGCCCUGAUCAAGCCUCCCGCCGUCUAUUACCCAGGUCCGCCUGAAAAUGUGUCACUGUUAUAUCAAGGUAGCAUGGCUCACCAUUCCUCCCUGCGGAGUUCUAACCAUGUUGGAAGCAUGUAUACUCCGGGGACCUCCUUGUACACAGGCCAACACACCACGCCACAUUCCUUGAUUUAUACCGCUAAUCCCACUGCCUCCUACCAGUCCAGUUUCCAUCCGGUGCCACAAACUCCCGUUUUCAUAGGAUACACGGCAUCAAGGAUUCAACCAGAGUCUCACAGUGGGAGCAGUCCUGGUAUAUACAUAUAA
Messenger RNA from Xiphias gladius (swordfish), 1092 nucleotides. Its product is annotated as claudin-8-like. Lineage: Eukaryota; Metazoa; Chordata; Actinopteri; Istiophoriformes; Xiphiidae. Gene Ontology annotation, cellular component: plasma membrane; bicellular tight junction. Bases 1 to 1092 code for a protein of 363 amino acids. The record is from RefSeq and is a predicted model, not a curated record. Gene Ontology annotation, molecular function: structural molecule activity. The transcript has a single exon. Gene Ontology annotation, biological process: cell adhesion; bicellular tight junction assembly.